Molecule: messenger RNA, 1433 nt
Organism: Leguminivora glycinivorella
Lineage: Eukaryota; Metazoa; Arthropoda; Insecta; Lepidoptera; Tortricidae
Gene: Hacd2
Product: very-long-chain (3R)-3-hydroxyacyl-CoA dehydratase
Exons: 7
Coding region: 100-1221 (373 amino acids)
Biological process (GO): fatty acid elongation; very long-chain fatty acid biosynthetic process; sphingolipid biosynthetic process
Cellular component (GO): endoplasmic reticulum membrane
Molecular function (GO): 3-hydroxyacyl-CoA dehydratase activity
Source: RefSeq, a predicted model, not a curated record
AUCGAAUCGAAGUCCUGUUUGACGGCUUCACGGCGGUUUUAGUUGCCUGGAAAUCGGCUUUUAUAAAAAUAAUAUGUGGUAAAACAUAACAACUACAAAAUGGUGAUACCCAGCCCGUUCGUCUAUUGGGCGCAAACAGAGAAGGAAGUAUCCUUGAAGAUCGACUUGAAAAAUGUUGUAAAGCCCGAUGUGAACGUUCUGGAAAGCAAGAUUAAGUUCUCCGCUGACGGCAUAGGUGCUCACGGCAAAACACUUUACGAGUUUAGUUUAGACUUGUACUCUCCCAUAAAAUCGAUUGAAUCUGACAGUGAGUACCCAACAACGGUGCGCAUAUUCGAUAAUCGCGUGGAAGUGAUUCUGGUGAAGGAAAAGCCGUCAUGGUGGCCCCGACUGACAGCACAACCUCAAAAACCAGCCUGGGUGAAGAUAAACUUCGAUCUGUGGACCACGGAGGAUGGCUUGGACAGCGAGGAUGAGACCCGUGACGUCAUGAAGGACUACCCUGGGAUGUAUGACAAGCUGCAGAAAGAAGAGUUUGGCUAUAGGAAAGAAGACUACAAGAAAGUAUACCUCAUCCUCUACAACCUGUUCCAAUUCGUGGGCUUCUCCUACAUCCUAGCUGUCAUGGCCGUUCGCUAUAUGAAGCUAGAAGGGGACUCCAUCGCUGACACGUAUGAACAUGUCGGACCAGCCAUGAAGUUCCUGCAACUGAUGCAGUAUCUAGAAGUCAUGCAUCCCAUGUUUGGAUAUACUAAGGGAGGCGUUUUAGUCCCGUUCAUGCAAGUAAGCGGCCGUGCCAUGGUCCUGUUCGCUAUGAUAGAAGCGGAGCCGCGCAUGCAGACCAAACCUGUUGUGUUCUACCUGUUCAUUGUAUGGAGCCUCAUCGAAGUCGUCAGAUAUCCGUACUACAUCACUCAACUCUACAAAAAAGAGGUCUACAUCCUAACCUGGCUCCGCUACACGAUGUGGAUCCCGCUCUACCCGAUCGGCAUCGUCUGCGAAGCCAUCGUCCUCAUCAGAAACAUUCCCUACUUCGAAGAAACACAAAAAUUCACCAUCUCCCUUCCCAACCCUUGGAAUUUCGCUUUCCACAUGCCCACAGCCUUACGAGUGUAUCUACUAUUCCUCAUGUGCCCAGGUCUGUAUCUAGUUAUGAGCCAUAUGCAUAAACUUAGAACGAUCAAGCUCAAACCUAAAGUAGUCAUCAAAAAAUCCAAAUAGUAUAACGCCAUAGGUAAAGCGGCGUCGGACUUGGUGAAAUUGUGCACGGUUCUGUGGAUAGCACGUAUUACUGGUAUGGACGUUGUCUUUACUAAAAUAAGUAUGGGGUUGUAUCGCGAUGUUUGUCAAUUUUUUGAGAUUGAAGAUAGCAAUUUGACUGAGUAAGGUGUCAUAUCUGACACUCAAGAAGGUACUAAAUCGCGCACCAUAAA